CUUCCAGUCUUACUAUCCUUGACCAAUGUUCAUUUGAGUCCAUCAAUAUCUGUGGCAUGGUGCAAAAUGGAAAAGACGACAAGGACUGGGAACAUACCUUGACUACAACCAGGGAUAACAACAACCACUGCUUAGAGAAAGGAUACGUUAUGAGCUUCGAUACCACCAAAGGCCUUUCAGGUGAAACAGCCAUUUUGGAGUCCCGCAUUCUUUAUCCAAGAAGAAAUGAGAAGUGUCUACAAUUCUUUUACAAAUUUGAUGGCAGUCCAAAAGAUGAGCUGAUUGUGUGGCUUAAAACUGAUGAUGGUACUGGAAACAUUAGGAAGUCAAUAAAAGUGAAGAGCAUCCAUGGUGAUGGAGAGAAGCAGUGGAACUUUGCAAACAUACCUUUCAACACCCGGACCAAAUUCCGCUAUGUUUUUCAUGGCCUUAAAGGAGACCCACAGAAUUCCAAAGGAGGAAUUCACCUUGAUGAUAUCACUCUGACUGAAACGCAAUGUCCUACCAGUGUUUGGCAGAUAAGAAACUUCACUUCCAUUUUAAAGAGUUCCUCAAAAGGAGAUUAUCUGGCAAGCCCUAUCUUUUAUAACUCUGAAGGCUACUGCUUUGU
This is a messenger RNA of Notechis scutatus (mainland tiger snake), 610 nucleotides long. The record is from RefSeq and is a predicted model, not a curated record. NCBI's taxonomy places the organism in Eukaryota, Metazoa, Chordata, Lepidosauria, Squamata, Elapidae.